CAGUGCACCCAGAUAGAUAUAUCUUCUCUCUUCCGUUGAUCUAGCAAAAGCUUCCCAUCCCCAUUUUACUCUCUCUCUCUCUCUCUCUCUCUCUCUUCACACACACAGACCCACACUCUCUCUCACACUGUUUCUCCGCCAAAUUCACCGACUCGAACCGCUCAAUCCACCGCAGAUCCGAGCCCUCCGCCGCCAGAUCCAACCAGAGAAACCCUAAAUCUUCGAAAAUUGUGGCAAUGGAGGAGGCGUUGGAGAUGGCUCGAGCCAAGGACACCAAGGAGAGAAUGGCUGGUGUUGAGCGCCUGCACCAACUUCUAGAAGCCUCCAGAAAGAGCCUGUCGUCGUUGGAGGUCACUUCUCUCGUCGACUGUUGCUUGGAUCUCUUGAAGGACAACAAUUUUAGGGUUUCUCAAGGAGAUAGUGAUGUCACAGAAAAACCAGUAGACCCGAUUAAAGUUUACUCUGAGAGAUAUGCAGUUGUUCCUGAUGACAACGUCAAAAGGAUAAAUUUUGCCGAGGGGAAGAUUUGAUUCUAGAAGUAAGGAAUUUGCAGCUUGAUUUUUGAAAUAGGCUCAAAAUUGAGAUCUUGUUGGAAAUUUUUUAUUUUUUGUAAGAGCAUUUAAAUAUCCAAUGUGCUGAUUGGUGA
Camellia sinensis is the source of this 646-nucleotide messenger RNA. Lineage: Eukaryota; Viridiplantae; Streptophyta; Magnoliopsida; Ericales; Theaceae. The record is from RefSeq and is a predicted model, not a curated record.